Molecule: messenger RNA, 2729 nt
Organism: Westerdykella ornata
Lineage: Eukaryota; Fungi; Ascomycota; Dothideomycetes; Pleosporales; Sporormiaceae
Product: putative extracellular serine-rich protein
Exons: 3
Coding region: 338-2419 (693 amino acids)
Biological process (GO): carbohydrate metabolic process
Source: RefSeq, a predicted model, not a curated record
UCAUCAAUCCUACUCGAUCGAGUAAGCGGCCCGCACCAACGAUCCGUAUCCGAGUACGCACAGAUGAGGCGUAAACAGCCGAUGGUAAUAUGUUUCUCUAUUUGCUUGCGCAAUAUACGUUUAGCGAGACUAUUUUGGGCGAUCUUCAUGAUUGAACCAUCGUAUAUAUGGAUGAGGUUGCAGCGCAAAUGUUGUACGCAACGCGUCUUCAAUGCCGAUCUUGAUUCCGGGGGGAUGGGUUGCAAGAGCGGGAGGCGAUGGAAAUAUGAUAUAUAGAGUUACCUGAAGGGUGCAGCGACAUUUGAGCGACGCCUACGUCCUGCCACUGUACUUCAACAUGUUCCCAGGAAGGAGUCCUACGAUCGGGACGCUGAUCGCAGCCAUUUCGCUCGCUGGAGCCGUCAAUGCCGCCGUAACGGUGAAUAGUACGAUUCUAGUCCUUGCUCGCGACGGAAACGCGUCCUCCUCUGCGACUUCGGUGCUCGAAGGCUACGGCAUACCGUAUUACGUCGUCAAUCUAUCACUUUCCCCCACGGGAUUACCCCAGCUAAAUGCCACUCCGGACGCUGGCAAUUUCGGCGGAAUCGUCACCGUCAGCGCGAGGGACUACAAGAAUGGCGACGACUGGAAUGGAGCGCUUGUCGAUCGUCAAUGGCAGGAGCUGUACAGAUACCAGGAGGCUUUCGGAGUGCGCAUGGUUCGCUUGAACUCCUUCCCCCAUGCGGAUUUUGGUGUCCAGGCUGUGGGUGGUGCAGUAGCUACCGAUUUGCCAGUAUCGAUUACGGACGCGAAGGAAUUUGCUACUGCGAAUCUCGUGGUCGGCGCACAGAUGGGUACUGUGAACAUCACCAAGUACCCGGCCAAAAUCACAAACACGUCACUGGCUACCGAAAUCGCCCAGUUCGGAGGGUCGUCCAAGACCACCGCUGCGGUACUCAACAAGUUCCCCAGCGGACGCGAGCAGCAAGUCUGGUUCAGUGCCUUCCCGACCGACGCCUCCAUCGCAGCAAAUGUACUGUCCCACGCAUGGAUCCAUUGGCUUACUCGAGGUUUUUACCUGGGUUUCCGCCGCGUAUACUUCAACACACAGGUCGACGAUGUAUUUGUGGAGACGGAGCUGUACAAGACGAACAAGCCGUACCGGAUCAAGCCGGACGAUUUCAAGGAGCACGUCGCGUGGAUGAAAGACCUGAACAAGCGUCUUCCCGCCGGAAGCUCGUAUGUCAUUGAACUUGGCCACAACGGCAACGGGAACAUCGAAGCCGCGGUCGAGAAAGACUAUGACAAUGAUCCCGCGCUUUGCAAUCCACAAGAAGGAGUCGAGUAUGAUACGCAGAUCGAUGGGCCCCUUGAAUAUCACAAGCCCAUCGGCACAGGAAAAGACCUGUGGGACAAGAAAUUCAAAAAGUACCAGUGGACGACCGAUUGCUCGCGUCUUGACCCGCUCGAGGUCUACUUCGCCGACAAGGCCAACAUGAACGCCUACUUCCAUGUCUCGCACACCUUUACCCACGAGGACGAGACGAACGCAACCUACUCCGACGUCGUCAAGGAGAUCACCUGGAACCAGGAAUGGUUCAAGCGCGUCGGCUUCACCGACGCCACGUCCGCGUCGUACUUCUCCCCAAAUGGACUCAUCCCCCCCGGUAUCACGGGCCUGCACAACGGCGACGCGCUCCGCGCGUGGCUGGAGAACGGCAUCAAGUACGCUGUGGGCGACAACUCGCGGCCCGUCCUCAUGAACCGCGCGGAUCGCAAGUCGGACUUCCAUCCCAUCCUAUCCAAUGUCGCCGAGAACGGCUACGACGGCGUGUGGAUCAUUGGGCGAUGGGGCAGCUCGAUCUACUACAACUGCGACCUGCCCUCGUGCGACAACGACGAGUGGAAAGCCAUUGCCGGCGGCAAAGGGGAUUUCAACGCCCAGUUGGAGUACGAGAGGGAUGUCAAUGCGAAGUAUCUCCUCGGUCUGCGCUGGGAUCCAUUCAUGUUCCACCAAGCCAACAUGCGCGUCUCCGACACCAGCAAACUCACGCUCCUGGGAAAAUCGCAGAAAUGGUCCCUCCUCAUGGCGUGGACCGAAGCCGUCCUCGGAGAAGUCACGCGCCUCACCACCUGGCCUGUCAUCACGCUCAAGCACGACGAUAUCGCAAACGCCGUCAUCAAUCGCAAGACGAGGGAUGAGUGUCGUCCGAAUCUGGUGUACCAGCUUUCGGACGAUAGGAGGAGUAUCACGGGUGUGGUCGUGGGUGCGGGGGAUCUGAAGUGUAGGACGGGGAUUCCGGUGACGGUGCCGGGGCCUGUGACGAGUUUGGGUGGGGCGACGAAGGAGCAGGUUGGGAAGGAUCCGUUGACGUUGUGGGUGAGUUUGGGGGGGAGUAGGAAGACGUAUGCGUUGAGUUCGCCGGUGAAGAUUCGGUAGGGGGGUGGUGGAGGAGGUAUGAUGGUGGUCGCUUCAGUGGGGAGUGAUGGUUUUCUGAUGAACUGUGGUUUUACACCAUCUUCACUGACAUUGGGAGUGGAGGCGAUGUAGGCUCGGGAACUGUUUAUCAAUGCCUACAUACAUCGACGAAGAUUUUGCGAAGCAAGAAGAGCGUAUGAGUGGGCGAGUAGCUGCUACCUUUCGUACAAAUGCUCCAAGCCCCUUUCCCAUGAUUAAAUCCCAUCCCUCUUAUCCAAUCGCAAUCGACUUUCACGACUUGCAGGCUACACUGCUACAGGUACGACUCCCG